GAGGCGAAUCAGGUGUGCGUGUGCGGAUCACAUGGUUAUUGAUGUUUUCCUUGCUGCAGCAGCCCACCUCUUGUUAGCGCCGCCGUCGCCGCCGAAAUUCAGCGUCGGCCACCGGCCACCGUGAUUUGGCGAUUCGGCCGCGUGACUCGCCAACUCGACCAUGGACAUCCAGCCGAAUGGCAUUCCCUUCAGCAAGUCCGGAGAUAACGACCAGGACAAGAAAUUGCUGCAGCCGUUCUCGUACAUCCUGCAAGUACCUGGCAAACAAAUCAGAGCGAAAUUGGCUCACGCUUUCAAUUACUGGCUCAAAAUUCCCGACGAGAAACUGUUUGUCGUUGGCGACAUCGUACAAAUGCUGCACAACUCAAGUCUUCUAAUCGACGAUAUACAAGACAACUCCAUACUUCGCAGAGGCAUUCCAGUCGCUCACUCAAUUUACGGUGUGGCAAGCACCAUCAACGCGGCCAACUACGUUUUGUUCCUAGCUCUAGAAAGGGUUCUCGGCCUCGGACAUGCAGAAGCAACAACUGUGUAUACGGAGCAACUGCUCGAGCUCCACCGUGGCCAGGGAAUGGAAAUAUACUGGCGGGACAACUACGCCUGCCCAACAGAAGAGGAAUAUAAAGAAAUGACAAAAAGAAAGACUGGCGGUCUGUUCAUGCUUGCCAUUCGCUUGAUGCAGCUGUUCAGCGAAUGCAAAGCUGACUUCACCAAGCUGGCCGGCAUCAUCGGUUUGUACUUCCAAAUAAGGGAUGACUAUGGCAAUCUGUGUUUAAUGGAGUACUCGGAGAAUAAGAGUUUCUGCGAGGAUUUGACAGAGGGAAAAUUCAGCUUCCCAAUUAUCCACGCCAUCCACAGCCGGCCUGAUGACAGACAAGUGAUUCACAUUAUACGACAGCGAACCAAAGACACCGAGGUGAAAAAGUACUGCGUCAACUUGUUGGACAAAUUCGGCUCGUUCGACUACACUCGCCAGGUGCUGGCCCAGUUGGACGCUGAGGCCAGAGAAGAGGUGGCUCACCUGGGGGGAAACCCCCUGAUGGAAGCUCUGCUCGAUGAGCUGCUCAGCUGGAAGGAAACCCCUGAGAGUCCAUCGAAGAGAAACUAGCCCCAGGUUGUGUAACUUAUUUGGUCACCAUACUUAAGAAUCUCCCUCUUUGGAUAAUCAUGCUUUCUAGAUGAGUUUAGAGUUUCGUAAGAAACUUCUUUUAAAAGACAAGCCCAAGAACCUCAGCCCUGUUGAGCAUUUGUUACGGAAUUUUGAUAGUAUUCCUCGCACGAGUUGUUUUUCUCUAAAUUGAAAGUUUGAGUAAACUUUACUAAGCUUCUAUUUAAUCCAGUCAAAACUCUCUUGGACCCCCUUGCCUCUGUAUAUGAGGAUCAAUCGUUAGCUAAUCAAAAGAAUGAUGCACCACUUUUUCUAUAAUGUAUAGCUUUUGAGAAAAUCCCUAUUUGCAACGAUGUGUAAAGCGUCAAUGGCGCUAAGAAGCUACGUUUGUCUCUGCUCAAUCCACUCGGAUGGACUAAGAUAAGUUUUAAUUUUCAAUAAUUAUUAUUGUUAGACUA
Molecule: messenger RNA, 1566 nt
Organism: Cloeon dipterum
Lineage: Eukaryota; Metazoa; Arthropoda; Insecta; Ephemeroptera; Baetidae
Gene: qm
Product: quemao
Exons: 7
Coding region: 161-1108 (315 amino acids)
Biological process (GO): isoprenoid biosynthetic process
Molecular function (GO): prenyltransferase activity
Source: RefSeq, a predicted model, not a curated record